Elaeis guineensis (African oil palm) is the source of this 2195-nucleotide messenger RNA. Its product is annotated as vacuolar fusion protein CCZ1 homolog. Gene Ontology annotation, biological process: vesicle-mediated transport. Gene Ontology annotation, cellular component: Mon1-Ccz1 complex; intracellular membrane-bounded organelle. NCBI's taxonomy places the organism in Eukaryota, Viridiplantae, Streptophyta, Magnoliopsida, Arecales, Arecaceae. The record is from RefSeq and is a predicted model, not a curated record.
GGUAACGAACCAGACGUUAAUCAGGUACCGACAAGGGACCAAACGCAGCCUAAAUCUCUCUCCGACUCUCUUUCCCUAAAGAAAUCUCGCACCCUCACAGAUCCCGCUCCAAUCACUCUCCCUCGUCCAAUCUCUCUCUCUCGCUCGCCCGCUCGCUCGCUCUCCUUCCGGUCUCUCCCCACCACCUCCCCUCUCUUGCCUCCGCCAUUUGCCACAUCCCCACCUUUCUCUCUCUUAUUCCAGUUCUGAUAUAAUUUGAGGGAUGGAAAGAAGCCUACAAAUUAGGGAUCGAUCUCAGGGAGAAGAUGAGCGGAGACAAAGAUGAAGAGGAGCUGCUGAUUAGGAAACCAAGAGGAGGAUCUGCGCAUCCAAAUAGUUGCAGGUAUUUAGAAAUUGUUCAACAGGAUUGUCAUCCAUGACUGCCAUUAACGAGGGGAUCCAAUUUUGUAUUUUUGACUUAAGAAGGGGACAACAUGAAGGGCAAGAAAUUGACAAGAUACUAUUCUUUUCCCCUUCUGACUGUCCUUUUCCAACGCAGCUAUCUGUAAUAGGACUCUGUGAAGGAAUCAUUACUUUUACUAGAAUUUUUUCUCCUGGGGCUCCAUGUGAGGUCAUAGAAGCAGAGAGACAUUCUCACGUGUUUUAUGAGGCUGAGUCAGAUAUAUGGAUGGUUGUGGUAGUGGAUAAAAAUAAAGAUGCUGAAUCUAUUUGGCGAGGUGAUGCCUUACGAGAUGUACUUAAAGAAGUACAUUCUCUAUUCACGAUGUUUCAUGGAUCUCUGCGAGCUUUACUUGAGAAACAACCAAGUGGUGAACUUGCUCGUAGUCAUUUAUAUUCCUUUAUAACAGAUUAUCUAACUGAAGACUUUCAUGUUGGGAAAAAAAUUCAAAUGCCGUCCUUCCGUGACUGUCUGAGCGAGCGCAAAACUGUUCAAAUGCUGACAAUAUCACGGGAAGUCGCAAUUGAAGUUCAGUCACUUGUCACAGUAAUAGGAUCUUCUUGCACUGGAAACACAAUUUGCAACUCAAUGAUACUAUUUCAAGAUCUGCUGGUGUCAACAACACUCUCUCCUGAUGACACAACAAAUCUGUUUACUUAUGCUGUUAUGAGGUUAACUCCACAUGCUUUAACUUCCAAUACAAAUUCUUGGUCAUAUUUGCGGAAGGGAACUUCUGCACCUAGUGUUCCUGCAAACGCUGCUGUAUCAAAUGCGGGAUCAGCAUCAGAAGGGUAUCAACACAGAUCUCGUGAUACUUCCCCUGGAGGACAAAGUCAGAGAUAUCAUAUACCAAGGCCUUUGCAACGUGACAAAUGGUCUAAAAGAAAGGAUGGUUUUGUUGUCACUGAUGUUUGGGGUGCAGAAGUUGGUACUUCCAUUCCUUUGAGCCCAACAUUGUGGCUCCAACAGACAGAGGAGCAUGCAUAUCUUUGUGUUUACCAGCAUAGGAAUCUGACCAUUAUACUUCUGAUUCCUGUUUGCUCAUUGAUAAAUGGAGAGAAGGGCAUAAGUCUGGUGAAAAAGCAGCUUCUUGAAAAUGCAUCACAGAAGAUUAUAAAUGUUGAAGAGAAACUAUCCAGAGGAUGGGGUGGUGAAAAUGCUUAUCAUGUUAGUGGUUAUCGCUACUUACUUGUAGACCGCGAUAUGGGUAUAUCAAGGACUUCCCCCCCAGGAAAAGUCACGACUCUAACAAAGGACUCAUUGCUUGCCCUUAAUAAGCUAAGAGAAGAGGUUGAUUUGGAGAAGUCGAGAGCAAAGAGGGAUAAGCCGGACUAUAGAAAAGAUUUUGAAGUGUGUAUUAGAGCAAGAAAUAAUGCUUGGAUAAUUGCCAAGGUUACAAGAGGAAGGGAACUUUAUAUGGUUCUGGAGAAGGCCAAUGAAACACUUCUUUAUGCAUCCGAUGCUGUCGAGAAGUUCAGCAACAGGUAUUGUGAUGGAGCAUUUUCUUUGGAUUAGACCAAACUCAAGGUUUUUUAAUCAGAGAAAAAAGACCAAGCUCAUGGUUUCAAGAGACACUAAAGAUCCAAAGCACACCCCUCCCAAGACCAAUUUAUGACUGCAUCAAUGGGACAGUAUCCUGGCCUAGUACCAUGCUUUGCGUUGAUGGGUUACAGUUCUGAUUUCAAUUUACAAAGGUCUUUUCAGUAUUGUGGGAGUGUAUAGAAUGUGGAACACUUCAUUCCUGCACAAAGAAACU